AGAAAGCUGUACAGGAGUUCCCAGCGCCCGCUGUCACCUCUCUCCUGCCACUCUUAUUCGGGACGAAAGAAAAGUGAUCUGGAAGAUACUCUGCACUUGGAGACUGAACUAUAAAAGCAGAAACAUGGCAAGAUUGAGGACAGACGUAAAAUCAGCAGUGGAGAGACACCGUAUAACCCGGCAGGAAUGGAUGUCAUUAUCAGAAUGCUGGCUGUCACAUUGCUGUGCUAUACCUGCUGCUGGGACACAGCGACAGGACACUCGCUGCGGGCACACUGUCACAUACACAGACAUAGGUCUAUACCCCCCAGCACUAUGGCACAGGUGAAGGAGCUGCAGAAUAUACAUGAAAUUAAAGAAAUUAAACCCAAAUGCCACCACGGGCUUCGUCUGAGGAAGUUUCCAAACUGUGAUUUACAGGGCAAUGACAGAAUGACGCUCACCCAGCACAGGCUAUCACUGGCUGUGACAGUCCUAGAAAAUAUGACCAUGACCAGUCUGGUGAGACAAAAUCUGGAAACUUUCUCCAUUCUCCAGACAGACCUGUCCAAAUGUGAGAUGAUAAAAUCACCGGAGGUGGAGAUGUGUCGGCAUCAGUUGCACAAGUACAUAGAGAGGGUGUCUGCAGAAUGUCUACAGGAAGAUGUCCUACUGAACCUGGUCUGGAUCCUGGAUGAGGACCUACGUUCCCUGAUUCAUGGGAAGCCACAAAAGAAGGGGCCGCGGAGACAGGACCCCCAGCUACACCCCACAAUACCUGUUCCAAAGAAACACAGAGGACGGGGGAAACAUAAGAAACAUAUAAUGAAAGAAAUCUCUGAUUCAUAACUACAGACUAACCCUCCACCAUAUUGCCGUGAUGACCUCAGGAAAUAUAUUAAGGGGAACCAGCUCAUUUUGUGUUUAAAUAGAUGCAGAACCAGCAGUUGCUGAAUCCAAUGUUUUUGUAUCCAUUCAGUA
Messenger RNA from Pseudophryne corroboree (corroboree frog), 960 nucleotides. RefSeq lists its product as uncharacterized. The transcript is spliced from 6 exons. The record is from RefSeq and is a predicted model, not a curated record. Gene Ontology annotation, molecular function: cytokine activity. Gene Ontology annotation, biological process: cell surface receptor signaling pathway via JAK-STAT; positive regulation of immune response; innate immune response. NCBI's taxonomy places the organism in Eukaryota, Metazoa, Chordata, Amphibia, Anura, Myobatrachidae. The coding region runs from base 187 to 828 and encodes 213 amino acids.